This is a messenger RNA of Diaporthe amygdali, 1548 nucleotides long. Its product is annotated as trichodiene oxygenase. The transcript has 4 exons. Bases 1 to 1548 code for a protein of 515 amino acids. Gene Ontology annotation, molecular function: monooxygenase activity; oxidoreductase activity, acting on paired donors, with incorporation or reduction of molecular oxygen; heme binding. Lineage: Eukaryota; Fungi; Ascomycota; Sordariomycetes; Diaporthales; Diaporthaceae. The record is from RefSeq and is a predicted model, not a curated record.
AUGUCCACUCCUGGGUUUUCAGAUGCUGGAGUAUGGUCUCCAUCCAACAUCCUGACUAUCCAGAAUGUGGUCUGGUUGAUUUUGUCUUGGCUGGCCUACCAGCUUCUCAAGGCUCUCUACAAUGUUUCUCCCUUCCACCCUCUGAGCCACAUCCCAGGCCCGAAGCUGGCCGCAGCGACGUACCUGCCCGAGUUCUACUACGAUGUGAUCAAGUUCGGGCGGUAUACCAGCGAGAUCAAGGAGAUGCACAAGAAAUACGGACCUCUCGUCCGCAUCAACCCAUACGAGAUCCACUGCAACGAUAUCAACUUCAGCGAUGAGAUAUACGCGAUCGGCGGCCGCAAGCGCGACAAGCCGAAGCAUCAGGUCGGUGGAACAGUAGCCCGGCGCGCCCCUGUGGCCAGGUUCUUCUCGCGCGGCAAUGUCGCGAAGCUGGAGGACGAGAUCAAGGAGCACGUUCAGAUGCUCUGUGACAAGCUGCUGAGGCAGAGUAAGCCGUUUGACGUCAAGACGGCGUACAGCUGCUUCACGGCGGAUAUCAUAUCUUCCUACGCUUUCGGCCAGAGCUUUGGAUUCCUGGAACAGGAGGGAUGGUAUCCCAACUUCAAGGACCCGACAGAAGCUGCCCUCCAAACCUCACAUUUCUUCAGGUUCUUCCCCUUCCUGAAGAGCCUCGACCAGCUCGCGACCUUGUUCGUCGACUACCUUCCUGAGGACGUGGGUCUCUUCGUCAGGACGAUGCAGAUCGAUCUCCCAGCAAGCAUCAACCAGACCAAAGCGAACGUCGAAGCCGGGCUGAUCCGGUCCGACAAGCGGCCAACCAUUUUCGGAUCCUUAUUGCUGGAGGAGGAGCUGGAGUCCACUGAGAAGGGGACUAAGAGGCUCGCGGCCGAGUGCUUCGCCGUCGUUGGCGCCGGGACCGAGACAACCGCGUCGGCUCUGGCUGUCAUCACGUACCACCUGUUGACCAAGCCACACCUGCUGGCGAAGCUGAUGGCGGAACUCGAGCAGUUCGGCAUCACCAAUUCUCCGCGGGAACUGCCGAGUUUUCCUGACAUGGAGAAGCUGCCAUAUCUAGGCGCCGUGAUCCAGGAGGGCCUGCGUCUUUCGUACGGCGUAGCCGCCCGCACCGCGCGGGUCGCUACGGAGGAGGACCUGAUCUAUCGCGGGGAGUGGAACAAGAAGCCCGUCGAGCAUGUCAUCCCGCGAGGCUAUGCCGUGGGCAUGUCGACCUUCAUUACGCACCAUGAUGAGACGGUCUUCCCCAAUUCUGACGAGUUCAUACCUGAGCGAUGGCUCGACGAGGAGAAUCACCGUCGUAAGGAAGUCGAUAGAGGGCAGAUGGCCUUCUCCAAGGGUUCAAGGAAGUGUCUAGCAAUGAACCUGGCACUUUGCGAGAUCCACUUUGCCGUUGCGGCUUUGGCCAUCCGGGUCCUUCCACGCAUGACUUUGUUCGAGACUACGGAAGACGACGUGCUGUAUGAUCAUGAUAUGUUCAUACCUAUGGUCAAGGCUGGAAGCAAGGGCAUUCGCGUCACGGUGUUUUAA